This is a messenger RNA of Bicyclus anynana (squinting bush brown), 417 nucleotides long. RefSeq lists its product as uncharacterized. The coding region runs from base 1 to 417 and encodes 138 amino acids. The transcript is spliced from 3 exons. Gene Ontology annotation, biological process: septate junction assembly. The record is from RefSeq and is a predicted model, not a curated record. NCBI's taxonomy places the organism in Eukaryota, Metazoa, Arthropoda, Insecta, Lepidoptera, Nymphalidae.
AUGAUGCUACCGACGUGCAUCAUAAAAUUAAUGGAACUGAUGUUAGCAAUAGCCUGCCUCACACUGCACCAAUACAGCUAUGACUUGACAGACAUCCCCACACUGAUGGUCUGCUCUGGAACGUACAUCGGUUACGUGAUCGUUCUCUCUGGAGAGAUAGUUGGGGAAAUGAUUUUCGCGCCUCUAGAUCUCGUCCAAGACAUGUACUUCGGUAUAAUUGGAGUGAUCCUGUUCUCGGUAUGCGGUGGGCUAGUUCUUGGUGCGAGGAACACGCCCAGCUUGUACCCAAGAACUGGAGACAACACCAUAGCACUCGUGGCCGGAUCACUGGCCUUUCUGAAUGCGCUUGUGAUGUUAAUGGACCUCACUCUCGCUUUUUUGGACAGUGAACAGUUUGAUGAUGAAGCUAGUGUUUGA